AUGACGGAAAAAUUAAAGGAUUAUCAAGUUCUCGAUGUUCUCUGCGGCGGCACAUUCUAUAAAGUUAAACACAAGAUCAGCAACAACAUAUUUGCGUGGAAGGCUUACGAUUGUACCGCGUACUCCGAUGAACAAAUACAAAAUAUCGUAAAUGAAGUGAAAACAAUAAGUAAAGUGUUAUCUGGCAACUUGCUACGCUACUAUGAUACAAUUCUCCACAACGCGUCCAAGACUCUGUACUUUGUCCUCGAAUACAACUCCUGGCAAAGCGUACAGGAACUGAUCACCGUUUGCAAGGCCACCGAUAAGUAUUUCUCAGAGAGUUUCAUAUGGUAUUUGCUUCUUGAGCUCGCACGAGCUUGUAAGGUUGUAGAAAAUUUGAACUUCGCAGUUAUACGGAAAUGCAUAACGCCUACCACUAUUUACGUAGACGGAAGCGGAGAAGUGCGCGUAGACUGUUUCCAGUUGCAAACUACAAUUACGGGAUCAUCAGACCUCAUGCAACAGAUUGGAGACGUAAUACAUACGCUGUGCUAUCGUCCAGAAACUAUUGAAAAUAAAAUUAAAGAGUUCCACUACAGUGAUGAUCUUAGGGAUGUUGUCUCUUUCCUUACUGAUGAAAGAAGCUCCGGUUUGCGUCCCGAAGUGGUUAUUUACCAUCCAACAAUCUUAUCAAACCUAGAAACCAAUUCAAAGCCGAAACAUUUGGCUGAAAUUCUGGUGUCAAGUGAGUACUCUCAACAGAAAUCAGAAUUAAACAAAUGCGAUUCUGAAAAGUUUGUGGAGAAGUGUAGGACUAUCAAACGUUUACCAAGGACCCAGUUUAACAUUAUAGAUAGUCCAGUAUAUUCAAAUAUUUGCCCAAAGCAGAAACCGAAUAAAGAAAUUGAAGGCUCCAACUUAGAAAAAAGUUCUUUAUCACCAACAUUGCAAGCUUUGGCUUUAGAACUACCGGGGUAUGUACCUCGCUGUAGAAAACCUUACAGUGAGGUUAUAGGCACAUUCAACAAUGCUCAAAAAGUAUCAGAGGAGACAUUAAGUCACCAGUGGAUGUCUCGAUUAAUAGCAUUGAGAGAAAGGGAAGAAUCACUGAAUAAAAGGGAGAGGAAGCUCGUUGUAAAAGAAAUCAUAAACAGUCCCGCCACAAAGCUUGUUUCCAAUGAAGAUUCAGAUGUUUGUGAAAGCAAUGGUAUUACAUUGCCUCCAGUUGUUGCAAGUGCUGAGAAGAAUCGUUGGAAAUCGCGUCGUCGUCGUCGCCGAUCAGGCUCAGUGCGAACUAGGGCACGUAGACAAAGCUACAGCUAUGAAGAUUUAGACAGCUCAUUAUCAGCAGACACUGGGGAUGGGAGUAUCAUAGUCACAGCUACAAAGUUCACUACAGAGAACAUGCCUCGUCGCAAUAUAUUUCCUGAUAUGCCAUCGAAAAAAGUGCACUUUACACCUGUUAAUCCUUUCAUUGGAAGUGAUGAGAGUGUAACAUUAACAUUUUAUGAGUUGGACAAUUUGGAUAACGUAGAAAAUCAAAGUUCAACACAGAGUGAAAAAGCUGUAAAGGAUAUUACAAAAUUCAAGUACUUAGAUCUUGAAAAUGCUAUAUCUGAGAAGAGAGCAGCUACACAGUGGUCUCACUCAUCACCAUCUAAGCAGGCUAAAGUGUUUGCGGACAUAACAAAUCAUAGCAGCUUAAGAAAAACACCAUCAAAGAGUAGUCUAACAUCCAGAAGUUCAAUAACUUCAAGAUGUUCCAUGAUGUCGGCCAGGAGUCAUUGGAGUAUGGAUUCUAGUAGCGGCAAGGUGAGUGAGGGAUAUGUUUCUGAUAGAACUCGAUCCAGUAUGAGGCAAUGCUUCCCCCAAACUCCAACUGCACCUCCAGAGUUAAAGAAAACUAAGAGCAGGAAAUCUCUGAUACAUUUUAAAACUCCUUUCAAGUUUAAAUCAUCUACUAAGGUUUGA
Molecule: messenger RNA, 1953 nt
Organism: Parnassius mnemosyne (clouded apollo)
Lineage: Eukaryota; Metazoa; Arthropoda; Insecta; Lepidoptera; Papilionidae
Source: the annotation of a GenBank genome assembly